Suillus bovinus is the source of this 252-nucleotide messenger RNA. RefSeq lists its product as uncharacterized. Lineage: Eukaryota; Fungi; Basidiomycota; Agaricomycetes; Boletales; Suillaceae. The record is from RefSeq and is a predicted model, not a curated record. Gene Ontology annotation, molecular function: sequence-specific DNA binding. The annotation marks the transcript as partial. The transcript is spliced from 2 exons.
GAUUUCGAACGCUUUACUCCGUACGUGAGGGAGUUAUCCAAGAAACAGGCUGUAACCUCACAAUCUCUGGAAAAGAUUGAGGACGCGGUGUAUGCCAUCGUGGUCCGAGGAUCUGAAUACGACAUCCCCCCUGAUAUGCUGGAUGACCUCAUUGCACAGUCGAUCUCGACUUUCAGUUCUACUACCAAUGCGAAAUCCAGACCUGGUCAAAGAGACGUUCGGAGCGGAGAUGAUUAUGAGGAUGAGAUUUAA